Messenger RNA from Oppia nitens, 2811 nucleotides. RefSeq names its product adhesion G protein-coupled receptor E3-like. Gene Ontology annotation, molecular function: G protein-coupled receptor activity. Gene Ontology annotation, biological process: adenylate cyclase-activating G protein-coupled receptor signaling pathway; cell surface receptor signaling pathway. Gene Ontology annotation, cellular component: membrane. The transcript has 9 exons. NCBI's taxonomy places the organism in Eukaryota, Metazoa, Arthropoda, Arachnida, Sarcoptiformes, Oppiidae. The record is from RefSeq and is a predicted model, not a curated record. Bases 82 to 2706 code for a protein of 874 amino acids.
ACUAUUAAAUUUACAACAGUUUCACAUUCAAUUGCUGAACAAACUAAUCCAGAAUGUCAACACUGGGAAACAUUUUGUUCAAUGGCUGAAAAUGCAAAAUAUGCAAACUUUCAGUGUAUCGAUAAUACAGUAUUUUAUUAUGAAGAUAAUGAAAAAGAGGAAUGGGAUCGGAGUAGACAACUGUGUGCACAAAAAUUUGGUGCCACUCCUGAUGCAGAUCUCGUAGAGCUUUCACAAGAUUUUAAUAGAGACAAAGCUGCAGAAGUUAUGAUGUCUUCACUGAAUCUUAAAUCAAACGCUGAAUUGGCAACAAGUGGUGUGUGUUGUAUGAGAAAAAUAAGUGACACAAUGGUUGGUCAAAAGUGUCAGUGGCUAUCGAGUGGUCGCGAAAUCAAAUACAAUAAACCAGUUGAUGAUAAAUCUUGUCUCGUAAUUGUCACCACUUUUAAUAAAGAUAAUAAAAAAUUUGAUGACGUAUUUGGUGUAAUUAAAAAAGGCGAUGACUUUAAAAUGAAUUAUUUAUGUGCUUACAACUUACCAAAGGGUUGUCCACCGCGAACUAUUCCAACAACAACAGCACCGCCGCCGCCGAUAUCGACCACAACAACAGACAGUACGGAAACAACACAUACAACUGUUUCGAUCAGUACUAGUAGUGAAACACCGAAAAGCACAGUUAGCACGCCUUCGACCACUACCAUCGGUCCCGACACUGACGUACAAAAAGCUUUGGAUCAUUUGGAAAAACAAUUACAAAAACCAGACAUAACUACCACUGAUAUCAUCAAAUGUUCCGAUAAUCUCAAUAAACUUCUUAAAAAUAAUUCACUCGAAACUAAACAGACUUUAAACCAAACGCUUAAUAUUGUGGAUAAAAUGCAACAAAUGUUUUACUUGAAGAGUAAAAAUAUUAGUGAAUACAAAAGUUUUACUGAAAAUUUAGUGGACAGUUGUAGCAAAGUGUUGGACUGUGAUAAAGCCUGGUCUGGUGUCGACCAAAUUGAGAUGAAAGCUAACUUAAGUGCAAAUAUAUUGAAAUACAUGCAGGAGAGCUCGUUCAGGUUGGGCUGUAGGGGUGAAACUACUAAUAAUGAUUAUCCGAUACAAGAGAUUUCCAAAGACAACAUUGUUAUCCAUACAUUUCACAUGAAUUAUAACAACAAAACGACAUUCCGUGUCGAGAAAAUGCAGUCCUCGAUCACAAUCCCUGAGGGUAUACCCGAACCGGAACAGGAAAGGGAUUGUAUUCGUAAUACAGCAGUCGGGACUAUGUUUCAUAAAUUGGCUCAAUAUCUUAAAGAAGGGUCUAAUGAUAAGCGGAAUGUCAAUACAAAUAUUGUUGCUUUUAGUAUAAGGAAUACACAUAACAGUACACGACUUCCCCAUAAUGUUUCACCCGUUAAAAUUAGUGUCAAACACCACAAACAGCUGGUGUUUGGCGAUAAAAUGAGUUGUGUUUACUGGAACUUCCAGCAAAUGAAGUGGUCAUCGGAGGGCUGUUGGCUGAAAACAAGUGAAUCAAACCGACAAAUAACUGUUUGUGAGUGCAAUCAUUUGACAAAUUUUGCGGCACUUAUGGAUGUAAGCGGACGCGAGACCAACACUAAAGUUAAGGAUAUUUUAACAAAAGUCUGUUGCGGUCUAUCCAUAGUCUGUCUAAUAAUAACCAUCGCUUUUCUUACACUGAUUCGGACGUUACGUAAUAGACGUAACAAUAUUACCAGUAAUUUAUGUGUUUGUCUAUUGAUUGUUAAUCUGUUAGUAGUGUUUGGUAUGGAUUUAACCGAAUAUAAUGUAUUAUGCGAAACAGUGUCAACACUAUUACUAUAUUCAAUAUUGGCAUCAUUUUCAUGGAUGCUUAUGGAGGGCUACCAUUUGUAUCAGAUGAUAGUACUCGUGUUUAGUAAUAUCGGACACUUACGGCUCAUUUACUUAUACGCUAUCGGCUAUGGAUCACCACUUGUAAUCACUUUGUGUACAAUUUUAGCCAUUGGUUUUAACGAAGUCAAACAAAAUGACUCUUAUUUUUGUUGGAUAUCAUCACCAACACACCCCUACAGAGUAUGGGCAGUGGCCGGUCCAGCACUGGUAGUCAUACUGGCCAAUACAGUCAUUAUGUAUUUUGCAUUACGCGAAGCGUUUUCGGCAAAAAUGAAGAAAAAACAAAUCCAAGAAAAAGAUAUCACAGUUAGCUCUGCAAACAAUUCACAGAUCAUUAAUAUAAGCGAAAAAUUGUCGCAAAGUUUUUCGUGGAUGAAAGGCUUCGUGUCGUUAGUUAUUAUGUUAGGCAUUACUUGGAUAUCAUUUUUGCUUUAUAUACACGAAUUUGGACAACACUUCUCCUAUAUAUUCAUUGUAUUAAAUGGUCUCCAAGGUGUCUUUAUAUUUACUUUUCAAAUACUACUUAACGAAAAGGCCAGGAAUGUUGUGAGUAAGUCUUACCGCAAAAGGCAACCAUCGAGAUACCUGUCCUCUCUAUACAAGUCAACCUCAACCAAUGUAUUCACGAGUAUGAGAUCAAAGUCGUUAAGCAGAGAAAAGUCAUCCAACAGUUCAAAUAACUCUUCGUCUGACACCAAUUGGGCCAAACAGACCACCAAAAAGAGAUUGAGUCAAUCAAACAGCACGUCAUCCAUAGCCAGCCAUAAGAGUCAAACUAUUGCAAUGAGUAGAGUUAGAAAUGCAUCCAAUAGUAUAUUAUAUUAAGAUUAUUAUUAGUUUAUUUGUAUUACAGUGUAACUGAUAAUUGAAUCUUACUGUAGUAUAUAAUUUCAAUUGUCAAAUGUAUCAAUACCUGUAUUAAAACAAUUU